AUGGAGAGAAAAGGUAAAACUGUGAAAAAAGGGCUAGUUGUUAAACCAAUAAUUUCUUCAGAAAUGAAUUCUCGUUGUCAAGUAGAUUUGAUUGACAUGCAAGCUCAACCUGAUGGAAAUUAUCGAUUUAUUUUAGUUUACCAAGAUCACUUAACGAAGUAUGUUUUACUUAAACCAUUAACACACAAACGUGCAGAGGAAGUUGCCUAUAUAUUACUUGAUAUUUUUACUACAUUUGGAGCUCCGUGUAUCUUACAAAGUGAUAAUAGUAGAGAAUUUGUUAACAAGGUUAUUGAAGAGUUAUGUAGUAUGUGGGAAGAACUGAAAAUCGUACAUGGAAAGCCACGGCAUUCACAACGCCAGGGCUCCGUUGAAAGGGCUAACCAGGACGUAGAAAAUAUGCUUGCUACCUGGUUAACAGAUAACAAAACAAAUAAAUGGAGCGAGGGACUUAAAUUCGUUCAAUUUAUGAAAAAUAGAAGUUUACAUCACGGAAUUAAGUGUUCUCCUUAUGAGGCUAUGUUUGGUACACGUGCAAAAAUAGGCCUGAAAUCUACUUCUCUACCAGAAAGUAUCAUACAUAAACUCAAAUCUGAUGAAGAUUUAGAAACUGCACUGAAUUCUAUAAAGACCACAUAUGAAAUAAAUGCUGAGAAACACAUUGAAAAAAAAUCUAUUGAUACGUCUUAUGAAGAAAUUAUCGAUAUUGACGAAGAACCAGCUGAUAUUAUACAAUCAAGAAAGGAAACGAUAGAAAAAAAAAAAAAGUGA
Acyrthosiphon pisum (pea aphid) is the source of this 771-nucleotide messenger RNA. RefSeq names its product KRAB-A domain-containing protein 2-like. The record is from RefSeq and is a predicted model, not a curated record. Gene Ontology annotation, biological process: DNA integration. NCBI's taxonomy places the organism in Eukaryota, Metazoa, Arthropoda, Insecta, Hemiptera, Aphididae. Gene Ontology annotation, molecular function: nucleic acid binding. Bases 1 to 771 code for a protein of 256 amino acids. The transcript has 2 exons.